CUUAGAUAAGCCUACACCAGUCACAGCAAUAGCCUUUUCUCCAUUGUCUCCUACAUGUUAUUUGCUUCUUCAUAUACAUAAUAUCCAUCUUCUAAAAACAAUUCUGAUCCCAUCGAUCAGUCUUAUACAAAAUGAAGAAAGCAGAAUUGGCGUUCGUCCCUCUUCCAGUUCCCAGCCACCUUCCAGCAGCUUUAGAGUUUGCAAAACUCCUUGUCAAACACCAUGAUCGUCUUUCCAUCACCAUCGUUCUCAUGAACCCACCAUUUGCAGGCUCCAAAAACCAAGCCCAUCUCGAGUCUCUUGCUUCUCACUCCACCAUCAUAGAUCCCCGGAUCACCUUCGUCCUUCUUCCACACGAUUACACCAUUCCUGAAACUUCUAACCCCCAUAUCCUCUCCAGUACAUUCAUCAUCAACCAAAUAACCCACCUCAAAAACUUCCUCACUAAUCGUAGAAACCAAUAUUCCGAACCAGGCCAUGACUCGCCUCAGCUUGCUGGCUUAGUCCUUGACAUGAUCUGUGCGCCCUUGAUGGAUGUGGCUCAUGAGUUAGGACUUCCUUCUUAUGUGUUCUUCACGGUGAGUGCAGGAUAUGCUAGCCUUAUGUUCCACAUCCAAAUAGACGCCAAGGACGACCCGGAUGCUGAAUUGGUCUUGCCGAGCUUUGCCAAUUCAGUUCCUAGUAAAGUCUUGCCAGAUUUUAUGCUGGACAAAGAUAUUUUCUCAUACUAUCUCAAUCAAUUCAGAAAAAUGAAAGAAAAAGCUAAAGGUUUUGUUAUAAACACCGUCAGGGAGUUGGAACCCCAUGCCGUCGGUUCUUUGGCUGGUCCAGCAUUUCCAACCGUGUAUACUGUGGGACCCUUACUAAACUUGGCAGGGGAGCAAUCUGAUAGCGAUGUGGGUUCCAAAGAGACUACAGACGACUGUGAUGUUAUCAAGUGGCUUGAUGAUCAACCUCCAUCAUCGGUAGUGUUCCUAUGCUUCGGGCACCUGGGAAGAUUCAGUGAGGAUCAAGCGAGAGAGAUUGCAAAUGCACUUGAAAAAUCUGGGACUCGGUUCAUUUGGUCUUUACGUCAAAGUAAAUCAGAUGGCUACACAGAUUCUAUGGAAGCUCUGAUUAAAGGGUUUCUUGAUCGGACGGCUGGGAUGGGGAAGAUCGUAGAAUGGGCUCCACAGGUGGCCAUCCUGUCCCACCCAGCAAUAGGAGGGUUUGUAUCACAUUGUGGAUGGAAUUCUAUACUUGAGAGUGUGUGGUUUGGUGUGCCUAUUGCCACGUGGCCGCUAUAUGGGGAGCAACAGGUAAAUGCAUUUGAAAUUGUUAGAGAGUUGGGAUUGGCAGAGGAGAUUAGGUUGGACUUCCUUAUGGAUCUUCUGAGCCAGAAUGCUAAUGAGGUUGUGAGUGCUCAAGAUAUAGAAGCAGGGAUCAGAAGAGUGAUGGCGCAUGAUAGUGAUAUAAGGAAGAAUGUAAAGGAGAUCAGUGAAAAGAGUAGGAAAGCAUUGAUCAAUGGUGGAUCUUCAUACAUUUCUUUAGGACGCCUUAUUGAUGAUGUAUUUGAUAAUGUGGCCUAAAAACGAUAUUAGGUUUUUCUAUUUUUCAAAGUUGAGUAAGUAUGCUUACUCAGAUGAAUUAACAAACAAACUGUUGGCUUGUUUCAUCAGAUAAAUCAAAGGAGGGUGAUAACACAUUAUCAAAAUUCUGUCAAAUUGAAGCAAACAAUGAAAUAUGAAUGUGGAACUUUUUCAAGUAA
Messenger RNA from Ziziphus jujuba (common jujube), 1747 nucleotides. RefSeq names its product anthocyanidin 3-O-glucosyltransferase 6. Bases 132 to 1568 code for a protein of 478 amino acids. Gene Ontology annotation, molecular function: UDP-glycosyltransferase activity. The transcript has a single exon. Lineage: Eukaryota; Viridiplantae; Streptophyta; Magnoliopsida; Rosales; Rhamnaceae. The record is from RefSeq and is a predicted model, not a curated record.